AUGAGCACCUCAUCGCCUUCCACGUUUCUACAAAAUGCGGCCCAACAAAUUCUGAACACCGUCCUCCUCAAUUUCAUGACCGCAGACUUCAAAAACCACGUCUUCUACAACUCCAACCACCGCCUCGAGGAGGCGAAACAGAAGGGGGUUACCCUCAGUGACAUCUCUAUUGGAGACGACUGUCUUCCUACAUGGACUGGCCGCACUUGGGACCCUGAUGCAGAGUCUCUGCAUGAUGCUCUUCAAGGUGAUGCCUUGAAUCUUCUUGAAGCUCAGGAGGCUGGCAUUAUGGUCCGUAGGGAUAUCAUCUGGAAGAGCAACCGCAAGCUGGACGAAGCGAGAGCCGAGGGUGGUGCUGCAGCGGAAGAAGCGAUCCCGUUUCUGCUCGAACAUGAUGAAGGGAACGAUGACCACAGUUCCCCCAAAGGCAGCAUCCAUGAAGAUACAGACACUUCUGAAGGAACUCUUGUUAACGUUAACACCGAAGACUCUGACGAGGACACGCUCAUGGUCAUAGAUGAUGCCGAAACUACUGACGACGGCAGUGACUCCGAUAUGGAGUUUGUGGUGAUUGGAAAUGACGAUGAACUCCCCGGCAACGAGAUUGAAACAUCCAACAUCUUCGACCCUGAGCCAUCAUAUGAUGAUUCAGAUGACGACGAACCAAACAUUUUCCACGGCGCUCAAGUCAUGGGCGUCCUGGCCCAACGCUCUAUUGUUGACCUCGAAGUUUACAUCGCCGAAGAUGAUGAGGAGAUUCAGGACCUUCCCCGGAUGGAGUUGGCUAUCGAUCAAGAGUCUUACGAACGGUACUUUGGAACCGAUGGAGCUAUUGAGCUCGAGAUCGUUGGAGGUCGACUCAUUUGCACUGGAGAGCUUUUUGAAGAGGACCAAGAGAUGACAUUGGAUGAUGUGGCGGAUGAUUUGGAGAUCUUAUCACUCACGGCUAGCGACGAAGAAUAA
Messenger RNA from Fusarium oxysporum Fo47, 963 nucleotides. RefSeq lists its product as uncharacterized. The coding region runs from base 1 to 963 and encodes 320 amino acids. The record is from RefSeq and is a predicted model, not a curated record. Lineage: Eukaryota; Fungi; Ascomycota; Sordariomycetes; Hypocreales; Nectriaceae. The transcript is spliced from 2 exons.